Molecule: messenger RNA, 915 nt
Organism: Cylindrotheca closterium
Lineage: Eukaryota; Bacillariophyta; Bacillariophyceae; Bacillariales; Bacillariaceae
Source: the annotation of a GenBank genome assembly
AUGGAAUCCUCUAAGGAGGAAGUCCCGCAAUGGCAUAACUUAGUGGCCGGAGCAGUCGCUGGUGCUGGUUCUCGUCUGGCAACAGCUCCCCUUGAUCUUGUCCGCAUCCGAUGGCAGCUGGAAAAGACUGUGACGUAUCCAAGACCCACGAUAUUUCAAGCAUUAUCCACCAUUGUGCAAAACGAAGGCGGAGUCUCAGCUUUGUUCCGUGGCAGCGUGGCAGCAACUUAUCUGUGGGUUGGGUAUUCGAUGGUCCAAUUCACAGUAUAUGGACGAAUACGCACAUGGUUUGAGUCGCAAGAUGACCAAACAAAUCCCCAUCCUACUCUUGUCUCUUUCUGUUCGGGGGGCAGCGCUGGGGUUGUUGCAACUCUCCUCACAUACCCUUUCGAUGUCUGUCGCACCAUUUUUGCCGCUCGUGGUGUAGCACUGCAGCCCCUGGAAGGAAAGUCUAGGACGUUUGCUCCUCCUAAAACGCUGUACGAAUUUGCUUUCUCCUUGUAUCAUAAACGUGGAAUACGGGCAUUCUACGCAGGCUAUAGCCCAGCUAUCGUACAGAUCAUGCCUUACAUGGGCCUAAAUUUUUGUAUAUACGAGAAGCUCACUCAAGGCGACAAGGGUGUUGCAAAGUCAGGACUGGCCGGGUCUCUGUCUGGUGCAAUUUCGAAGGUUGCCGUCUAUCCGAUAGAUACUGUAAAGAAGCGCCUGCAAGCUCAAGCUGUAUUUGGUGCAACUGGAGACCACUAUGAGGGUAUGGUUGAUUGCUUCACGAAGAUGCUGAAAAAGGAAGGGCCAACUAGUUUCUACAGGGGACUUGUGCCCUCAGUUGCCAAGACAGCUAUUGCCACAAGCCUAACGUUCUCGCUCUAUCGCGGGACCAAGAAUAUAUUAGAAGACUUUCAUAAAACUAAUUAA